Fusarium verticillioides 7600 is the source of this 1404-nucleotide messenger RNA. RefSeq lists its product as hypothetical. The transcript has 4 exons. Gene Ontology annotation, molecular function: FAD binding. The record is from RefSeq and is a predicted model, not a curated record. NCBI's taxonomy places the organism in Eukaryota, Fungi, Ascomycota, Sordariomycetes, Hypocreales, Nectriaceae. The coding region runs from base 1 to 1404 and encodes 467 amino acids.
AUGCAGAAAAACUCACAGUUCAGAGUUAUCAUCGUUGGUGCUGGCGUUACAGGCCUCACGCUGGCUCAUUGCCUAGCCAAAGCUGGCAUCGACUGGGUCCUCUUGGACAAGGGCGUAGUGGCGCCGAGCUUCGGGACUACUAUCACCCUCCAGCCUCAUGGUUGCCGAAUUCUGCACCAGUUAGGUUGCCUAGACGCCGUACUGGCCAAGUGCGAUACCAUGGGCGGUGCGCAUUGCCGUGAUCCCACCGGUAAGAGCUUUGCCUCCAACGACUUCUUUGGUGUCGUACGAAAGUUCGCGGGUUAUGAUACUAGGACACUUGACCGUCAAGUAUUCCUGCGUGAGCUCUACGAGCUACUACCUGAUAAGUCUCAAAUCUAUGAAAAGGCUCGCGUCGAGGAGAUAAUCGAGGAGGAUUCGGUUGCCCACGUCAUCCUGGCCGAUGGUCGUGAGUUUGUUGGUGACGUAGUAGUUGGUUCUGAUGGCGUUCAUUCCAAAGUCCGCGAAAUCAUGUGGGACAAAGCCAACGCUCUAUACCCUGGUAUGAUCACAGUUGAUGAGAAGAGAGCUAUGGUCACUCAAUACAAUGCCAUCGUAAUGGCAAGCUCGCCAGUCCCUGGCAUCGGUGCUCACGACAUGGAAAUCACCUCCAAUGACAAGUACUCCUUUCUCCUUCUCUGCCAGCCAGAAUGGAUAUCUAUCAUUGUGCACAGCAAGCUCCCUGAGAACCAGCAGUGUACAUGGCCCACGCGCCGACGUUAUACUGAAACCGAUAUGGAAGCGCUCGUGACCCCCAACUCGGCUCUUGGAGGCAACACAGCGAUGGAAGAUGCCGUCGUAAUCACGAACAUGCUGCAUGCUCUAUUGGCUAGACAUCCCAACAAAAAACCUAGUGACGUAGAGCUACACGACGCCAUGCGCCAGGAGUACCAAGACACCCGAGUAGAACGUGCUCGGGCCAUAGUCAAAGCUGGAGGUGCCUUGACGAGGCAGCAAGCAUACGACGGAUGGAAGGCAUAUAUCACACAACGAUGGCUGACGCCCAUCAUAGGACUUGAUACAUUAGCACAGAAGAUUGCAGGUUUAUGUGUCACAGCGCCUAAACUGAGCUUUGUCGAGUUUGAAGAGAAGAGAGGAAUUAUGGGAUGGCAAGACACGAUAGAGGCUGAGAAGAAGUAUGCAAUGAAAGGUAAGGCUGCGAAGAAGGAGCUAACGGGAAUGACUUGGAAUAAUUGGAAUGGUGGAUUUGAAGCUGUUUUCCCGCAUGUGAUGGCGAUAGUGGCUGCUCUGUGGUUGGCUAUAUGGGUAUUUCAUCUGAUCGCCUCUCGGGAUCAUGUGUUUGGCUUUAGGUCGGACAGGACAGGCUUUGUUGAAUUGUACAACGCGAGCUUGAGAGCUUACUGA